Messenger RNA from Symbiodinium pilosum, 553 nucleotides. Lineage: Eukaryota; Dinophyceae; Suessiales; Symbiodiniaceae. The record is from the annotation of a GenBank genome assembly.
GUUCGCAGAUUUCUUCAGCCUCCCGUGGGAAGAGUUCGUCCUGGAGCACAACAGGCAUCAUGCGUCCACUGUCGACUUGCUGAUCCAGGGUGAGUUUGGCUGGGACCCCGAGGAGUUCCAUUACGCACUUCAGCAGUGGGCAGGACCAUGGAGCUCCAACUGGUACAAGUACCUGCUCACCGUGCCGUUCAUUCCAGUGAUCCAUUUCUUUGGCCUGAAUGACACUGGCUCUCUCUUUGCCCUGGAGUGGUGGAUGCACUUCCCCGAUGAGGGCGCGGGCGGCAAGUGCAACAAGGUUCUGGACCAAGUGGGUUCCACGCCGUCUGAAACACAAUGCCUUCGUCCUCUCUCUGUGGGCCUGCGUGUGGCUGCUCGGAUGGUUCUGGGUGGAAAGCACCGCUGGAACGAGAUGCUCUUCCACGACGUCCAUCAUGCGUUCCCCAAUGCCGUCGGCACGUUGAGCCAGCGUGGCCGCUUCCAUGGCUGGGAGAAGGUGCAUGAUGCUGCGGCGGAGGUUCUGCACCGUGGCCUGUGGAAGCCCAACGGCGACGAG